Molecule: messenger RNA, 2217 nt
Organism: Manihot esculenta (cassava)
Lineage: Eukaryota; Viridiplantae; Streptophyta; Magnoliopsida; Malpighiales; Euphorbiaceae
Product: jacalin-related lectin 3
Exons: 7
Coding region: 241-2064 (607 amino acids)
Molecular function (GO): carbohydrate binding
Source: RefSeq, a predicted model, not a curated record
AUUCUUUCUUGGAUCUGAUUCUCUCCUCUUCAUUCAUUUUCCUCCUUAGUGGAAUGGCGAAUGCGCUUAUUCUACAAAGCUAUUUUAUUAAACUUCCACUCACCAAAAACACCCUUUUAGCUCUCAUAUAUUGGUCUAUUAUCUUCCCUGACACACCGUGCAACAACACUAAAGCCGGUUCCUGAUCCUGUCCGCUGGUCAGUCUGACGAAGCCUUUGUUCUACAUCGAUAAAUGUCCUGAUGAUGUUGCAGCAAAGCUUCGAGGACGGUGAGAAGAAACCCAUUGUUGUGGGGCCUUGGGGUGGUCAGGAUGGACACCGUUGGGAUGAUGGAGUUUACUCCACGGUCAGGCAAUUGAUAAUAGCUCAUGGGUCAGGUAUCGACUCCAUCCAGAUUGAGUAUGAUAAAAAAGGGACUCCAAUAUGGUCAGAGAAGCACGGAGGAAGUGGCGGCACCAGAAUUGACAAGGUCAAGCUUGAUGACCCAGGUGAGUAUCUGACUUCAAUCCAUGGACACUAUGGUAGCUCAAAUGAAUGGGGGUGGCCUGUAUUUGUUCGUUCACUUACUUUACAAAGUAACAAAAGAACCUAUGGACCGUUUGGUGUUGAACAAGGAACAUUUUUUUCUUUCCCUAUGACUGGAGGCAAGAUUGUUGGGUUCCAUGGCAAGAGUGGCCAGUUUCUUGAUGCAAUUGGUAUUUAUUUAAAGCCUGUGCAGCAACAGAAGAGCUCCAAAGCUCUGGUACAAACAAAGAGCUUGGUCAAUACUGGGACUGAAAAUAUUGGCUACUCUGUGAUACAAGGAAGUGCUGGCAAUAGUUACGAUAUUGUAGUUGCUGUGAGGCAAAAGGAGCUAGAAUGUGGCAAGCCUCUUCAGAGCAAACCCUCCAGACAAAGUUCUAGUAGCGGUUCUAGUAGCGAUUCCAGCAGCGAUGGAGAAGCCAAUAAGAAGACACUGAAGAUUCAGAGUUUGCCUUCAAAACCUGAAGGCUUGAUGACGUACGGACCCUGGGGUGGAACUUCUGGCGGUUCCACUUUCGAUGAUGGGACCUACACAGGAAUUAGGCAGAUUUACAUAUCACGCAAUAUUGGAAUUGUAUACAUAAGAGUUCAAUAUGACCGUGAUGGGCAAGCUAUAUGGGGAAGCAAACAUGGAGGGACUGGAGGAUUUAAAACUGACAAGAUUGUGUUUGAUUAUCCAUAUGAAAUACUCACACAAAUAUCAGGGACCUAUGGUCCCUUGAUGUACAUGGGGCCUAAUAUUAUCAAGUCGCUUACUUUCCACACCAACAAAGGGAAACAUGGGCCAUUUGGAGAAGAACAAGGUCAAUCUUUCUCCAACAAAGCAAACGAAGGAAAGAUUGUCGGAUUCCAUGGAAGGGAGGGUCUUUUUCUAGAUGCUAUUGGUGUGCAUGUGAUGGAAGGAAAAGUGAAGCCUGCUAAGCAUUAUCUUUGUGAUGCAAUUGUCCAAACAGAAGCACCAGUUGCUGAGAUUGAUAAUUCUCCAUGGUCUAAUAAGCUGGUAAUAGCCAAAAGAGGACCAACAGAAGAGGUUGCUUGUGCUGUGGUAAAAGAGCCAGCUCCAUGCGGUCCAGGUCCUUGGGGUGGUGAUGGAGGGAAGCCGUGGGAUGAUGGGGUUUUUUCUGGGAUCAAGCAGAUAUUCUUAACCAGAGCUGAAGCUAUUUGCUCAAUACAGAUCGAGUAUGAUCGAAAUGGACAAUCUGUGUGGUCUGUGAAACAUGGAGGCCAUGGAGGAACAGCCACCAACAGGGUGAAAUUGGAGUCCCCACAUGAAGUGCUAAUACGAAUAUCUGGAUUCUAUGGCCCUGUGAGCAAAGAAGAGAGACCAGCAGUGAAGUCUCUCACAUUUUACACCAGUAGAGGCCAGUAUGGCCCAUUUGGUGAAGAAAUCGGUACAUAUUUCACGUCAGCCACGACGGAGGGUAAGGUGGUUGGUUUCCAUGGAAGGUCUGGAGCUUACUUGGAUGCCAUUGGUGUCCACAUGCAACACUGGCUUGGAAACAACAGAACCUCGAGAUCCUCUCUCUUCAAGAUUUUCAUUUGAUCUAGUACCCUACAAGCUUUUACAGAAUUAAUUCAUGAAUCAUAAACUCGGGCAUAUGUAUAAUGGAUGCUGGGUAUCGCUUGUCAGACAGAGCUGCUUGAUCUUAUAGGUCAUCCUGGUGGCUUUCAAUAAAACUGCUCUGCUUCAUGUGAA